GUUGUUCCACUCACCUCCAGUGUCACGCCCGAUGGACACCUACUACUCUACACCGGACUCCCAGUCAAUCGCAAUUGGUGUGACUUUCGAGUGCCACAGUUGCUCCUCGGCUGAGUUCAAUCUCCAAUCGCAACCCUUUGCACUCGAGCAGAACAAGACGCAGUCUUAAGUGCGCUUUAGUGGCCAGUGAGCUUGCACUAAACUCGAUUUAGUCACGGAUCGAACGCCAUGCCACAUGCGAUCUGGUUUCUCCUGGUGCUCGGGGUAUAUGCUCUCGAUGACUGCGGCGUUUUGGGUGGAUAUAUGGAGGACAACUACCCGGCAAGCGUGAUUGAGGAUGCCCGCCUCAAUACGAUACAACUGCUGCAGAAGUACAAGCAUCCAGCGGAAACCCACCAGGUGACCACGGAUGACAAGUAUAUCCUUACCCUCCAUCGCAUAGCUCGACCUGGGGCCAAGCCAGUGCUGCUGGUUCACGGCCUAGAGGACUCCUCUUCCACGUGGAUCGUGAUGGGUCCGGAAAGUGGACUGGGUUACUUUCUCUACGCCAACGGCUACGACGUCUGGAUGGGCAAUGUCAGGGGCAAUCGCUACUCCAAGGGCCAUGUGAAGCUCAACCCCAAUACGGACAAGUCCUACUGGACCUUCUCCUGGCACGAGAUAGGCAUGUACGAUCUGCCAGCGAUGAUCGAUGGGGUUCUGCAGAAAACCGGAUACCAGAAGCUCAGCUACUUCGGUCACUCCCAGGGCACCACCUCGUUCUUCGUGAUGACUUCCAGUAGACCCGAGUACAAUGCAAAGAUCCAUCUGAUGAGCGCCCUAGCACCCGUGGCCUUUAUGAGGCACAUGAAGGCACCACUCAUGGGAAUGGCCCGCAUGGGCAUGAACAUGUUUAGCGACAACUUUGAGCUGUUUCCGCACUCGGAUAUAUUUCUCAACCAUUGCCUUACUUCGUCCUCCAUGCUAAAGACCUGUAUGCGUUUCUACUGGCAGAUUGUGGGAAAGAACCGGGAGGAGCAGAAUAUGACCAUGUUCCCUGUGGUUUUGGGCCAUCUUCCCGGUGGCGCCAACAUUAAACAAGCGGUCCACUACCUCCAACUGCAGAAAUCCGAUCGCUUCUGCCAGUACGAGUAUGAGCCCAAGGAGAACCAUAAGCUCUACGGACGUUCCACUCCGCCGGACUACCGCCUGGAGAGGAUCAGCGCUCCGGUUGCCUUGUACUACGGCAGUAAUGACUACCUGGCGGCCGUGGAGGAUGUGCAGCGCUUGGCUAAAGUGCUGCCCAAUGUGGUCGAGAACCAUCUGUACCGCAAGUGGAACCACAUGGACAUGAUCUGGGGCAUCAGUGCACGGCGUUCGAUUCAGCCCAGGAUUCUGCAGGUGAUGCAGUACUGGGAGGCAGGAGGAGCAGCUAAGGAUGCCACCACUGGCUCGCCCGUGGAGGAGGAUGUGACCCAGCUGACCACGGAGACGCCGAUCGAGGAGGGAAAACCGGAAGAGGCGGAGGAGGAAGCUGGCAUUGGCCAGGGAAACGAGGAGAAUGAAGGUCAUGCAGAAGAAACUGAGCAGGUUAAUGCUACCACCAGUCCAACCUCGGAACUAUAGGUUCUGUAAAGAAUGGACAUACCAUUUCAAAGAAAGGAUUGGCUUGAUUGUGUUUUCUCAAAUGUCAAAUUAUGCACUGACUACAAGACAGUAUUUUGUAAACCAAU
Molecule: messenger RNA, 1712 nt
Organism: Drosophila teissieri
Lineage: Eukaryota; Metazoa; Arthropoda; Insecta; Diptera; Drosophilidae
Product: lipase 1
Exons: 4
Coding region: 229-1605 (458 amino acids)
Source: RefSeq, a predicted model, not a curated record